CAAAUACUUGGAAUUCCGGUUCCGUCGUUGGCUAUUCCGUAAACUUUGACAAGCAGAACGUUGUAUUUAUAUGAUAGGCUACAACAGUCUCAAUAGCUUGAAUACCCAGUAAUAAACUGGAAAUGGCUUCUUCGCCACAGAAAUCACCUUCUUCUCCCAAAUCCCCGACUCCAAAAUCACCACCUUCAAGAAAAAAAGAUGACUCUUUCCUCGGAAAACUUGGGGGAACUUUGGCCAGAAGAAAAAAGGCAAAAGAAGUGUCUGAGCUCCAGGAGGAGGGGAUGAAUGCCAUCAACCUGCCGCUCAGCCCCAUCCCCUUUGAGCUGGACCCAGAGGACACCAUGCUGGAGGAGAAUGAGGUCCGCACCAUGGUUGACCCUAACUCCAGGAAUGACCCCAAACUGCAAGAACUGAUGAAGGUACUCAUAGACUGGAUCAAUGAUGUGCUGGUGGGGGAGAGAAUCAUUGUCAAAGACCUGGCUGAAGACCUCUACGAUGGGCAGGUUCUGCAGAAACUAUUUGAGAAGCUGGAGGGUGAGCGGCUGAAUGUGGCUGAGGUGACCCAGUCUGAGAUAGCCCAGAAGCAGAAGCUGCAGACAGUUCUGGAGAAGAUCAACGACACUCUGAAGGUCUCAAUCAGAAACAUCAAAUGGACCAUUGACUCUGUCCAUGCUAAAAGCAUCGUGGCCAUUCUCCAUUUACUGGUGGCGCUGUCUCAGCACUGCCGCGCCCCCAUCCGCCUACCUGAUCAUGUGUCCAUUCAAGUUGUGGUUGUACAGAAACGGGAGGGGAUCCUGCAGUCUCGCCAGGUUCAGGAAGAGAUCACAGGGAACACGGAGGCUCUAUCAGGAAGACAUGAACGAGAUGCGUUUGACACCUUGUUUGACCAUGCACCAGACAAGCUGAAUGUGGUGAAAAAGACUCUGAUCACCUUUGUGAACAAACACUUGAACAAGUUGAACCUGGAGGUGUCUGAAUUGGACACACAGUUUGCUGAUGGUGUGUACCUGGUGUUGCUGAUGGGACUGCUUGAGGGCUACUUUGUUCCUCUCUUCAACUUCUUCCUAACGCCAGAGCAUUUUGACCAAAAGGUGCACAAUGUGGCUUUCUCCUUUGAGCUGAUGCAAGAUGGAGGCCUGGAGAAACCCAAGCCACGGGCAGAGGAUAUUGUGAACUGUGACCUGAAGUCUACUCUGAGGGUACUCUACAACCUCUUCACCAAAUACAGAAAUGUGGAAUAACGACUGGUACUUCGCCGUUCAUUCAGUUAUAUUGACGUAUCAAUCAAGCAAAUGCCCUGUUUAGAUGUAUAUUUCAGGGCAAACACGAUGCAUCGAAUAGGGAGAGCACACCUGUGUUAGCUUUGUCCUGCUGAAGGCUGACUAAAACACAAGUACAGCACAGUAUGUUGUAAAGUACUUGGAUAUGAAAAGACAGAUAUAUUUCAGUAUUAUUGAAGGUUAACUUAAUGAGUUAUUGAUUAUGCCGUCCUAUUGUUGAGUCAUUGCCAUGUUGAAUUGUUCUUGCCCAUGUCAUUCCGGGCCGACACCGUUUGAAGUCUACUUGGAUUCACUUCCGACUACAUGAAGGAUCAGAAUAUAGAUGUAUUGAAUGUAUGACAGCUGGGUUUGUGCUCAUCAAUGUAUUGACUUCCAUCUUUUGAAAGAAAUCAGACGUUUUGAAUUGGCUCAGAAGGUUUUUGGUUGUUGUGCUUAAAGCAGUGGGACCACAUACAGUGCACACUAUUCAUUUAUAUACUGCCACACUGCAUAUGUUUACCUUUGUUUGCUUUGUCUAAUUGUAUAUAUUUUAAUACUGGUCAUUGUACUUUAAAUAUAGUCUACCUGUAGUGGCAUUUUGGCUUAUCAUUUACCAAAGAUAGUAUUUUAGAUACAUUAUUUGAAGCUGUUAGAUUCUUUAAAAUAUUUUCUACUUAUGCAAAGCAUGAUGUGUGGCUAAUUUUGACUAUUUGUUUAUAAUCUAUUCAUAAAAAAAGGUUUGCAAAGUAAUAUUCCAGUGCAAUGUUGACUACAACUACAGAACAGCAAGACCCCAGUACAGUUAAUUUUUUUUAAAUGACAAGAGCGUAGUAUGAAUUAGACGACAAAACACUAUAUUCAACAGAACUAGCUAGUAGUGCUGAGAAUGUAGUGUGGGAGUUUGACCAAAAUUGAUUCCGUUGUGUACUUUAAUUUGAAGGUCGUAAUCAUUUCUUUCUAUGUUGUGGUCUUGAGUGCGGGUUUGAUUAUGGGCCUUGUGCUGUAGCAAACGUGUGGCAUUCCUUCCCAUGGAAACCUGUAUGCUCUGUAUUUGUUAAUAUGCCAUAUCAUCAAGUGAAAUAUAGAAGAGCACAGUCAAAUGCUGACCGCUGAAUGGCACAGCGGUCUAAGGCACUGCAUCUCAGGGCUAGAGGCGUCACUACAGACACCCUGGUUUGAAUCCAGGCUGUAUCACAACCAGCCGUGAUUGGCAGUCCCGUAGGGCGGCGCACAAUUGGCCCAGCGGCGUCCGGGUUUGGCCAGUGUUAAUAAGAAUUUGUUCUUAACUGACUUGCCUAGUUAAAUAAAGGUUCAAUAAAACAUGUUUACAUUAAAAUACCAUCAGGAUUUGGUGGUUUUAACAUAGAUUGACUUUACUCAACUUUUGUUACACCUGGCAUUGUACCAUUUCAUAAACAAAUAAUACUGUAUGGGACUGUGGAUGUUGGUUAAAGUGGCUGCUUUACAACGAGAACUUAGCUUACAGUGUUCCCAAGAAGUAGAGGUACUCUACAUGCAAUUCAUGAAUGAAUUUGCUAACCACACAGACUGAAUGGCUUUGCUAAGUGCUUAGCUGCAAAUAGGAAGGUCACAUUUUUCCUUUGAGUAACAACACUUCUGUACAGUGAAGCACAGCACAUAAUGCAUGACAAGGUUACAAUAGAAGUUUCAGUGGAAUUUCUUUGUGCCUGAUUUGAACUAUAUAGCAUGUUUAUUUUAUUUAAUUGCUUCUUUUUAGGAGUUGGAAUUAAUUUAUUUCAAUUUACAGACACUUAAGAUUAGUUAAGAUGCUUUUAGUGUGUCAUGUCAACUGACUUAAUUGAGCACAGAAAUGAGUGAGAGGAGAAAUGAGUGAGUUAUCUUGUUUGAGUCUUCGAAUAAAGUAGAAAAUACUCAUA
Molecule: messenger RNA, 3157 nt
Organism: Oncorhynchus nerka (sockeye salmon)
Lineage: Eukaryota; Metazoa; Chordata; Actinopteri; Salmoniformes; Salmonidae
Product: alpha-parvin
Exons: 13
Coding region: 123-1241 (372 amino acids)
Biological process (GO): cilium assembly; establishment or maintenance of cell polarity; substrate adhesion-dependent cell spreading
Cellular component (GO): actin cytoskeleton; cytoplasm; focal adhesion
Molecular function (GO): actin binding
Source: RefSeq, a predicted model, not a curated record